GCGUUUCAAAAACUACCGUCACGCACACCCACCGACUCAAACACUGCUGAGGCGCGUCAAAGCGUUUGGGUUCUUCUGCUGAAAUCCCAUUCGUGGAGUAUAACAGCCAUUCUGUCGUCCUUCACAUAUUCGAUCAAUGGCUUUCAUCAUGAUGAAGAAGAAGAGGUUCAAGUUUAAAGUUGAUGUGGAGCUGGAGGAGCUGUCAUCUGUCCCUUACGUGAAUGGAGUUCUGUUCUGCAAGGUUCGACUGACUGACGGAGGCUUUUCAGAUGAGUCUUCGAGAGAGCCAGUUCUGGUGAAUUGUGUUAAAUGGAAGAAAAGAUUCUCCUUCUUAUGUAAGAUGAGUGCUAAUGCAGGGACAGGGGUGUUGGAUCCAUGUGUUUUUCGGGUAUCUGUAAGAAAGGAGCUCAAAGGUGGGAAGACAUUUGCAAAGCUUGGGUUCGCAGAUUUAAACUUGGCUGAGUUUGCCGGUUCAGGAAGCACCACACGGCACUGCCUGUUGGAGGGAUACAACACCAAAAACACACGUCAGGACAACUCUAUACUGAAGGUGAUUAUCAGUAUGCAGCUGAUGUCAGGUGAUCCUUGCUUCAAAACGCCUCCAUCCACUGCAAUGACCAUUGGUUUUCCAGGAGAAAUAGAGACAUGUCUAGAUGAGGACAGAAGAGGAGAGACACAGAGUGCAGCUCAAAUCUGUACAGAAAACCUAAGAAAAAGUUGCUUCAGUCAUGGUUCUGUUCCAGAUGAACUGGGAAAGUGUGGUCACUCAAGAACAGCUAGUUAUGCCAGCCAGCAUUCCAAGUUUUCUGGCUACAGCACGGGUCAUUCACGCUCCUCCAGUCUGACGGAGCUCUCUCAUAGGAGGAACUUGUCUGUGGGCAGUGCCUCCACUGGGAUUGGCAGCCUACCAGAGCCCAGUGAGGACAGAGAGUCCCGCGCACAGGCCUGCACACCUUUACCCCAGCACUUAGCCACACCGUCCCACAGUGGGAUCACAGCCAACAGGCACCCUGUAAAACAGGACUCGGUUGAGUCUCAGCUAAAGCGAGUGGAUGCUACCAGAGUGGAUGCUGAUGAUAUCAUUGAGACAAUCCUACAGGGCCAAGACUUCAGCCGCAGCAUACUGGACUCCAGUAAUGAAGAGGAGGGUCUGCGACUAUUUGUUGGGCCAGGAGGCAGCACUGCACUGGGCUCUCAGCACACCAGGGUUGGUGCAGGAGCUUUUGAACAGGUGGUUAUAAAACGCUAGACUGAAUGUCCGUGGGGGAAGGUGAUGUAAUAUCCUGUGUCAAACGAGAGGACAGCAGUUGUCUUCGAUCACAAGUAGCAGUUCUAUACUGGGCUCCUGACACAUGGGCUCUAGGAAUUUGUGGAAUCACUGCUCCCCCUAGUGGUAAAGCUCUGAAGACAGACAGAAGCUCAAAGUAACAGGAAAUACUUGGAUUGGUAUUCUUUUACCAAAAAUAGAUAGUUAUGGUUCUCACAGACACUUUAAAAACAUUUGGAACCACUGGUGAAACUGAGAAGACGUGUUACAGAUUCAGGACUAUUUUUAAUAUAAAGAUCAGCUUUUUUAAAUCCACUGACAUGGACUGAUGCACUUUGGAUUGUCUGAUAUUUCCUUGGUUGGAUGCUGCUAAUUAAAUAAAUAUAUAUAUAUAUAUAUAUAUAUAUAUAUAUAUAUAUAUAUAUAUAUAUAUAUAUAUAUAUAUAUAUAUAUAUAUAUAUAUUUAAAGUAUACUAAUUUACUAGUGAUUUCAAGUGGACAACUUGAAAUCAUAGUUCUAUCUUUUUGUGAGACCAUGCAUAAUGGUCAAAUUAAAAUGUUACAGAUGUUCUGAUUUAAAAGAAAAUUGUAGAAAUAUACAGUAAACUGAUGACAGCUAAGAUGGUCUGUACUGUAGGUGGCUGUUGGUACAACACCCAGUCAAAGUGACCCACAAACGAGUGAAAGUGACCACAAGUUGCACAGGGAUGGAUUUUUUGUUGAAUUGCCAUAAUCCAAAUUCAUUUUACAGGCAUUCCUUUCCAGCUAAGGAGAGACAUAGUAGACCUAUUUAGGAUCUGUUUAAUGUUGUUGUGUUUUUUGAAACAGGUUUGUAAAUGUGGGAUAUUUUUUUUAUAGUUUAUUACUGCAAAAAUGUGUUUGCAAGAACAUGCCAAUUUUAAAGGCUAAUAAAAAAUGGCUGUUUAUCAAAUUUCAUAUAGUAUAUUCAUAUAAUAUAUUCAUAUUACAAAACUGUAAUAUUUUGAAGAAUGUAUAUAAGGCAAAAAGGUGAAUUUAAUUUAUGUGUUCAGGCUUUCUGAUAGCGACAACUGUCAAACUGAAAAUCUGAAGUCAAAGAAAUAAAGAUUUACGAUAUAUCUGAUGUUUCAAAUCAUAAAGGUCAUGAAGUAUAUACAUAAAUUCAACAUGCAAUAUGUGUGCUUCACUGUAAUAAGAUGCAUUUUAAGAAUACAUUUUGUUUUAUUGUGUUAUAUAAUUUAGGUAUAUGAUUUUGUGUUUUUAAUUUGUUGCUAACUUGCUAUGCUGGGUAGUUGUCUUUGCACAUCUGAAAUAAAUGUUAUAAUUGAG
Molecule: messenger RNA, 2575 nt
Organism: Cyprinus carpio (common carp)
Lineage: Eukaryota; Metazoa; Chordata; Actinopteri; Cypriniformes; Cyprinidae
Gene: eeig2a
Product: EEIG family member 2a
Source: RefSeq, a predicted model, not a curated record